Anopheles nili is the source of this 1764-nucleotide messenger RNA. RefSeq lists its product as uncharacterized. NCBI's taxonomy places the organism in Eukaryota, Metazoa, Arthropoda, Insecta, Diptera, Culicidae. The record is from RefSeq and is a predicted model, not a curated record. Bases 1 to 1764 code for a protein of 587 amino acids. The transcript is spliced from 4 exons.
AUGGCAUCAGCCGAAUAUUACGAAAACGAUGUUCCAAAAAGGUUGCAAAACGAUGUUAUCUUUGCUGGAAAAGUUCAGCUAAGCCGCUUGACCCCGGCUAUUUUCGUGAUAACAUCGGAUCUCCGAUUGUUUGAAGUGUGGCGAAAAGCAAUUUUGAGUUCGGUUAGCUUAGGUUCAAACAGAUUCGAUGCCGGCCAGCGAUCGUUUCAGAAUUUUCACCUCUUCAACGAUACUCAGUAUGAAAUGGAUACACCCGUUGCCGAAAUAGAAAGCACUAGACCGAACAACAUAAGCUUGAGAAUUUUCCGCGCAAACGAUGGAGCCAAGCGAAAGGUUUUCAUUUUGGUGCAAUUAGAUCGCACUUUGAUUGCGGUUGAACGGCGAAACGUACACGUCGGCGAUAGCAACGGUUACUUGGUGAUACAUUCGCGAUAUGAAGAAUUCCGUCAGUUGACUUUCGUUGAAAAUAUUCAUCGGCCAGGAAGUUGCGUCGUUCAUAUACACGUCGACGAUCGUAAUGAACCGAUAGUUACAGAUUUCUUAGACGACUCACCAGUUGCCAGAUCGGGCAUACCGUCGUUAGAGGACAACUUCACUUGUUUCGAUGAAGUGCUGAAAUCUCUACGCAAUCAAACAGCAGAGCGUAGGGCUCAGCUGGAAAUGUCGAAACUAACCGUUAGUAAGGUUUUCAACGGUAUGAACGAGAGCAUGAAAACGAUUCCAGCUCUACUACGAUCAUCGAAUGCGGAGGAAAAGUAUCCUUUAGUGCGGUAUGGCGCGAUUUGGAAAAAGAUCCACAACGAACGUUUGCUGAUCGGUGUACCGUUAUACAAUUGCAGCUACAAAAGACGGCUAACCCUGGUCAACUUGCGGCUGGUGCUAGUGGAGCGAGAUUCGAAGGCGGUCUCGUACAGCACGCGCUUCUACCGGCUGCGGGAUGAUGACUACAACUUUAAAUCGUACGACGAAAUCAUGGAGCAGGAAGACGCGAUGAAAAGUGUGCCCGCUUUCGAUCAGGAGUGGAUUGCAGAAAAUACCAAAGUACUGUACUCCGAAGAGACGGCAGUGUUCCUAGCCAGCUGUAGUCUGUCCUCGUUGGUCCAACUUGGCCGUGGCAUCCAUUUCAACUGUUUCGUAUUGUACAACGUGUCAACGUCUGCCGAAACCGAGUGUGGUGAAAUGCAGCUCAGCUUGGGAUCGAUUGAUCUACCCCAGGAGCAGCUGUGCAGUUCGGAUCUGUGGGUGCAUUUCCGGGCGGCUGACGCCAACCAGGAUUUGCUUGCCGUAACGUGCAGCUCCGAGUUUCUGUCGUUGGAAGUUCGUUACAACCGCGAGCCGAGGGUCGCGUUGAAGGAGUUUUUUGUCGGUAGAUUAGCGUUUGUUGAAGUGUUAUCGACCGUCGUAAAUCGAACCGUGCUGUACUGCGCUGAUAACACGUACUGGCAGGGCACAAUGAUACGGCUGGAUGGGAUGGAGGAGACGCGCCUGAGGAUGAAGCUAUAUAGCAGAUAUUCUCAUCAAAUGCUGACGCUGCUGCAAUCGAUUUACGCUGACUACGAAGAGACAUGUUCUAUCGAUCUUUGCGCGGCCGCAAACAAUGCCACGGAACUAGAACUGAAGCGGUGCCUGCUGGAUGAAUUACAGACCAAAAUUGAGCAUCCUAUUCAGAGGAACGAAUGCAUGCGGAAGGAGUUUUGCACUGAUUCGGUUUAUUGUUCCCUGGACACACGCGCGACUACCGAAGGCAAUUUUUCAUCUAAUUGA